AUGUGGACAAGACUUUAUAAAUGUAUAAUGUAUGUAACUUGUAGGUUCCCACAUGUACCUGGAAUCUAUUCGGAGGAACAAGUAGAGGCAUGGAAGCAAGUUACGGAAGCAGUUCACGCCAAGGGAGGCUUCAUCUUCUGUCAAUUAUGGCAUGUUGGACGAGCUUCUCAUUCAUUGUAUCAACCUAAUGGAGGAUCCCCAAUUUCGUCGACAGACAAACCAAUCUCGGAGAGGUGGCGAGUUCUAUUGCCCGAUGGGUCACACGGAAAAUAUCCCAAACCGCGACCUUUAAAUAUUUCCGAGAUACCUCAAUUGGUGGAAGAUUUUUGCAAGUCGGCUUUGAAUGCAAUUCGAGCUGGAUUCGAUGGGAUUGAGAUCCACGGGGCGCACGGUUACCUCAUUGAUCAGUUUUUGAAAAAUGGGAUCAAUGACCGUACUGACCAAUAUGGAGGAUCUAUUGCAAACCGUUGCAGAUUCUUACUUCAGAUAGUAAAAGGUGUGGUUUCAGCCAUCGGAGCUGGUAAAGUUGGUGUGAGGAUAUCUCCUGCAAUAGAUCACCUCGAUGCAACUGAUUCUGAUCCAUUAUCCCUUGGACUAGCCGUGGUUGAUUUGCUGAAUAAAUUACAAGAUGAGAAUGGAUCGAAGCUCACUUACCUUCAUGUAACACAGCCUCGCUACCACGCAUACGGGCAAACUGAGUCUGGUAGGCAAGGCAGCGAUGAGGAAGAAGCAAAGCUAAUGAAGACCUUGCGAAUGGCUUACAAUGGGACAUUUAUGUCUAGUGGAGGAUUCAACAAGAAACUCGGUAUGCAAACCGUUCAACAAGGUGAUGCUGAUUUGGUUUCCUACGGCAGGCUAUUUAUUGCAAACCCGGAUUUGGUUUCCCGAUUUAAGAUUGAUGCAAAGUUGAAUAAAUAUGACCGAAAGACGUUUUACGCUCAAGAUCCAGUUGCUGGCUACACCGAUUAUUCUUUCUUGUCACCUAUUUCUCGUCUAUGA
This is a messenger RNA of Thlaspi arvense, 999 nucleotides long. The record is from the annotation of a GenBank genome assembly. NCBI's taxonomy places the organism in Eukaryota, Viridiplantae, Streptophyta, Magnoliopsida, Brassicales, Brassicaceae.